AAGUCGAAAACUAAAGGCGGCGAAGGCGUCUCUGUGGCACCGAGCGGCGGUUCCCUCGACCAGCCCCUGCGGCCUGGUUCCCCGGCCCGGCCCGGCCUUCCCCGCCGGGUGUCGUCGGCGGUCCGGUGGCGGACAGUCCCCGCAGAAAGUAAUCUUACGUAGAAGACUGGUCAGAAUGGUUUCCAAAAGAAGACUGUCCAAACUUGAGGAUAAAGAGAACUUGACAGAAGACGCUGCCACUGGAAGGCAGCCACUUUCCAAAAGGGCAAAGAAAUCGCGCAUUCACAAUGAAGUUGAAGAACAUGACAGUGUCUUUGUAAAGCUUCUUAAGACAUCAGGACUGAGUCUGAGAACUGGAGAAAGUCAGAAUCAACUAGCUGUGGAUCAGAUCAUUUUCCAGAAGAAGCUCUUUCAGGCUCUGCGGAAACACCCUUCUUAUCCCACGGUAAUAGAAGAAUUUGUUAGUGGCCUGGAGUCUUACAUUGAGGACAAAGACAGUUUCAGGAAUUGCCUUUUGUCUUGUGAACGCUUACAGGAUGAAGAAGCCAGUGUGAACACAUCUUACUCAAAGAGCCUCAUUAAGUUGCUUCUGGGGAUUGACAUUCUACAGCCAGCCGUUAUCAAAACCUUAUUUGAAAAAUUGCCAGAAUUUUUUUAUGAAAAAAACAGUGACGGAAUCAACCUGGCUCGGCUGAUCAUCAGUCAGCUGAAGUGGCUGGACAGAGUGGUGGACGGCAAGGAUCUCACCGCCAAGAUCUUGCAGCUGAUCAGCAUUGCCCCCGAGCACCUGCAGCACGACUUGAUCACCAGCUUACCUGAGAUCCUUGGCGAUUCCCAGCAUGCUGACGUGGGGAAAGAGCUCAGUGAUCUUCUCACAGAGAAUAUUCUGCUCACUGUCCCAAUCUUGGAUGUCCUUUCCAGUCUCCAGCUUGACUCGAAACUCCUGGCUAAGGUCCGGCAGAUGGUGAUGAGUAAGCUGUCGUCUGUCAGGCUGGAAGAUCUCCCCGUGACGAUCAAGUUUAUUCUUCAUUCCAUCACAGCCGCAGAUGCAGUGGAGGUGAUUUCUGAGCUCCGGAAUAGGUUGGAUCUGCAGCAUUUUCUUUUGCCAUCAAAGAUGCUGGCUUCGCAGAGCAGGUGGAAAAAGAAACAACAAAUAAGUUCUUCAGGGAUUCAAGACAGCGAUCAAGGCUGUGUUAUUCUCUUCUUUGAUAUAGUCAAGUCAGCUGUUAAAUAUGAGAAAAUCAUCUCAGGAGCCUGGAUUAAGGCAAUUGAAAUGAUAACCUCUGAGCCCGAACACAAGACUUUUGACCUGGCAAUGCUCUUCAUCAUCUAUAGCACCAACACGCAGACAAAAAAGCAGAUUGAGAAGGUGCUAAGAAAUAAGAUUCGAUCAGGCCUCGUUCAAGACCAGCUGCUGGAGGGCACAUUCAUUACUCACCACUCAGUUCUGAAGGAUAUCUGCCCAUCCAUCCUCUCACUGGCUCAGAGUUUCUUGCAUUCUCUAGACCAGAGUGUCAUUGCUUUUGGCAGUCUUCUGUACAAAUAUGCAUUUAAAUUUUUUGAUAAUUACUGCCAGCAGGAGGUGGUUUGUGCCCUUGUGACCCAUGUCUGCAGUGGGUAUGAGGCUGAAGUCGACAUUGCUCUGGAUGUCCUCCUAGAUCUGGCCGUCCUCAACCUCUCUGCCAUGAGGCUGUAUGCUGUCUUUGUGAAGGGCAUUUUAGAUUAUCUAGAUAACAUUUCACCUCCGCAAAUACGGAAGCUCUUCUGUGUUCUCAGUACACUGGCGUUUAGCAGACCACAUGAAGCCAACAGUCACAUCCAGGAUGACUUGCACUUGGUGGUCCGAAAGCAGCUAUCAAGCACCAUCUUCAAGUACAAACUCAUUGGGAUUAUUGGUGCCGUCACCAUGGCUGGCAUCAUGGCAGCAGACAGAAGUACACAGUCUGGUUCCACUCAAGGGGAAGGGGAUCUGAGCAGUGAGCAGUGCACACAGGUGACCUCCUUGUUGCAGCUGGCUCAUUCCUGCAGUGAACACUCUCCCCAGGCCUCCGCGCUUUAUUAUGACGAGUUUGCCAAUCUGCUCCAACGAGGAAGGCUGGCCCCCAAGGCCCUGGAGUGGAUCGGAGAGAGCAUCCUUAAUGAUUUCCAAGACGCCUUUGUGGUGGACGUCUGUGCUCUUCCAGAAGGUAACUACCCAUUUCCUGUGAAAGCUCUUUACGGAUUGGAAGAAGAUAAUAGUCGUGACGGGAUCGCCAUCAACCUCCUGCCGCUGUUAUUCACUCAGGACAGUGCAAGAGAUGGGGGCGGAUCGGCUUCGCAAGGUCCAGAGCAAAAAUUGCUGGCUCCAUCGUGCCUGGCUCCCUACUUCCGGUUACUGAGACUUUGUGUGGAAAGACAGUAUGACGGAAGCUUGGAGGAGAUUGAUGGCUUAUUAGACUGCCCUAUUUUCCUCACUGACCUGGAGCCUGGAGAGGGGCUGGAGUCCAUGUCUGUUACACAGCGUUCGAUGAUGUGUUCACUCAUAUUUCUUACACUCAACUGGUUCCGAGAGGUUGUAAACGCCUUCUGCCAGCAAACAGCUCCUGAGAUGAAGGGGAGAGUUCUCACCAGGCUGAAGCACAUUGUGGAGCUGCAGGCCAUCUUGGAGAAGUACUUGGCAGUCAACCCGGACUAUGUUCCUCCCUUUGCCAACUUUGACUUGGAGACUUUUGAUGUAGCACCUCAUACCGGCACUGCUGCCUCAGCAAAAAUGAGAAAACAAGGGAAGAUAGGAGGAAGAAAGCGAAAAGCAGAUGGCAGCAAAGCGCGCUCCUCUGACACACUUUCCAGGGACGAUGGUUCAGAAUGCGACCCGCCAACACAGUCUGACAGAAGCCAGCCAGAAAAGGAGUGCAAAGGGAAAGAAGAAGGCACAUCAGUGUCGCUACAGAAUUAUCGUGGCUUUUUCCGAGAACUGGACAUUGAGGUCUUCUCUGUUCUGCAUUGUGGCCUGGUGACUAAGGUCAUCUUAAAUACUGAAAUGUACACUGAGGCUACCGAAGUCAUGCAGCUGCAGCCACCCGAGCUACUUUUCUUGCUGGACGAUCUUUCCCAGAAACUGGAGCACAUGCUGACGCCUUCACUUAGCAAGAGGCUGCCCUUCCUCAAGGGUAAAGGAAGCCGGGGCAUGGGAUUCUCUCAUCUCCACUGGAGGUCUGCUGGAGAAAUCGCCCAGAGCAUCGUGCAGCUGCUGACCCCAAUGUGCAACCAUCUGGAGAAUAUUCACAACUACUUCCAGUGCUUAGCUGCUGAGAGUCACGGUGUGGAGGAUGGGCCGGCGACAAAAGAGCAGGAUUACCACGUGAUGGCUUCCUGCUAUCAGAAGAUACUGCAGAUUUUCCACAGGCUUUUUGCUUGGAGUGGGUUUUCUCAGUCUGAACAUCUUGAUCUACAACACUCGGCCCUCGAGAUCCUUGCUCACCGACUGAAGCCGCCAGAGCCAGAGCAGGCCCUGGAGCAGCUGCUCAGCCAGAGCUUUCAUUACAUACAGAACUUCCACCAGAGUGUGCCCAGCUUCCAGUGUGCUCUGCAUCUCAUCAGAAUCCUCAUGGUCUUGUCAGAGAAAUCUACAGCUCCUUCUCCAAACAGGAAAAAAAUCGCUGCCCUGGCCAGACAGUUCCUGUGCCGGAUGUGGCCAAGUGCGAGGAAGGAGAAGAGCGGCGUCUCUAAUGACCAGCUCCAUGCUCUGCUCUGCACCUACCUGGGCCACACAGACAGUGUCCUGAAAGCCAUUGAGGAGAUCGCUGGGACUGGGGUCCCCGAACUCAUCAACUUGUCCAAAGACGGUUCUUCCUCCACGUUCCCUACGCUGACCAGGAGCACUUUUGUCAUCUUCUUCCGUGUGAUGAUGGCUGAGCUCGAGAAGACGGUGAAAGGCCUGGCAGCCGGCACGGCGACAGACUCGCACAAGGUUCACGAAGAGAAGCUCCUCCACUGGAACAUGGCUGUUCGGGACUUCAGCAUCCUCAUCAACCUGAUCAAGGUGUUUGACAGCCAUCCUGUUCUGCACGUCUGUCUGAAGUAUGGCCGUCUCUUCGUGGAAGCCUUCCUGAAGCAGUGCAUGCCGCUCCUGGACUUCAGUUUCAGAAAACACCGGGAAGAUGUCCUGAGCUUACUUGAAACCUUCCAGUUGAGCACAAGACUGCUUCACCACCUGUGCGGGCACUCCAAGAUUCACCAGGACACAAAACUCACCAAGCACGUGCCUCUGCUCAAGAAGACGCUGGAGCUGCUAGUCUGCAGAGUGAAAGCCAUGCUCGUGUUCAACAACUGCAGGGAGGCGUUCUGGCUGGGCAACCUCAAAAACAGGGACCUGCAGGGUGAAGAGAUCAUAUCCCAGGAGACCACAGCAGAUGAGAGCGAGGAAGAGACGUCAUCCCAGGUCUCCAAGAGCAAGACGACAGAGGAUGGUGAAGAUGAUGAAGCGAGUGAUGGAGAAAGGGAGCAAGCCGGGGAUGACAGCGAGGAAGACUCUGACUAGAGCAUGGACGAGGCCAUCGGGCCCGGUGUCCAGACUCUUAUCUCACCCUCACCAGGGAGAUGCACACCCCCGCCUCCCCAGCCUGUCACCAUUUUGUCUUCAGGCUUAGAGAUCUGCUGUCCUCCUUCUGAGCUGGAAGCAGCCCCCUUAUCCUUUACAGAGGUUUGGCAGCUCAGCUGAGAGAGAGUUCUGGCCCAGGUGCCAGUGUGGCGACCCAGCACCGGAGGGGUGAGCCUGGCGGUGCCAUGCUGUAGAGUAGGCGGGGUUCUGGGCAUCGGGGCCAGUGGUGAAACUCUGUUCUGGAACUGAGACGUGUAGCAGUUCACAAAUAAAGGCUGUGUCUGAAUUCUG
Molecule: messenger RNA, 4870 nt
Organism: Erinaceus europaeus (western European hedgehog)
Lineage: Eukaryota; Metazoa; Chordata; Mammalia; Eulipotyphla; Erinaceidae
Gene: FANCD2
Product: FA complementation group D2
Exons: 44
Coding region: 176-4519 (1447 amino acids)
Biological process (GO): interstrand cross-link repair; mitotic intra-S DNA damage checkpoint signaling; homologous chromosome pairing at meiosis
Cellular component (GO): condensed chromosome; nucleus
Molecular function (GO): DNA polymerase binding
Source: RefSeq, a predicted model, not a curated record